UUUAUCUCUUGAUUCGCGAGUCUCUGCUCUAAUACCCUUUUGGUUCGUCCGUCUUUCUACGGAGGGAAAUACCCAAAAAGGAAGAACACCGCCUGGUUGGUAUCCUUACGAAUGGAAGACUCCGCCGGAGGUGCGUCACUACCUUCGGGACCCGACGCGAAGAAGCGGCGGGUGACAUACUUCUACGAGCCAACGAUCGGCGACUACUACUACGGUCAGGGUCACCCAAUGAAGCCCCACCGGAUCCGUAUGGCACACAACCUCAUCGUACACUACUCUCUCCACCGUCGGAUGGAGAUUAACCGUCCUUUCCCCGCCGGCCCCGCCGACAUCCGCCGUUUCCAUACAGACGAGUACGUCGAUUUCCUCAACUCCGUCAGCCCCGAGUCCAUCUCCGACCCCACUUAUUCUCGCCAUUUGAAGCGUUUUAAUGUCGGAGAAGAUUGCCCCGUGUUCGAUGGGCUUUUUGGGUUCUGCCAGGCCUCCGCCGGUGGCUCCAUUGGGGCCGCCGUUAAGCUGAAUAGAGGGGAUGCCGACAUCGCCAUCAAUUGGGCUGGUGGGUUGCACCAUGCUAAGAAAAGUGAGGCUUCUGGGUUUUGCUAUGUUAAUGAUAUCGUGCUUGGGAUUCUUGAGCUCCUCAAGGUUCACAGGCGUGUGCUGUAUGUAGAUAUUGAUGUUCAUCACGGAGAUGGUGUUGAAGAGGCAUUUUACACCACUGACAGAGUUAUGACUGUGUCUUUCCAUAAAUUUGGGGAUUUCUUCCCAGGGACUGGGCACAUCAGGGAUGUUGGGGUGAGCAAUGGGAAGUACUACGCUUUGAAUGUUCCAUUGAAUGAUGGGAUGGAUGACGAGAGUUUCCGGGGUCUGUUUCGGCCUAUCAUCCGAAAGGUCAUGGAAGUGUAUCAGCCAGAUGCAGUUGUUCUCCAAUGUGGAGCAGAUUCGUUGUCUGGUGACAGGUUGGGUUGCUUCAACUUGUCUGUGAAGGGACAUGCAGAUUGUCUUCGCUUCCUUAGAUCUUUCAAUGUUCCUCUAAUGGUCUUGGGUGGGGGAGGGUAUACUAUCCGGAAUGUUGCCCGAUGUUGGUGCUAUGAGACAGCCGUUGCAGUUGGGGUGGAGCCUGAUAAUAAGUUGCCUUAUAAUGAAUAUUAUGAGUAUUUUGGUCCAGAUUAUACGCUUCAUGUUGCGCCAGGUAACAUGGAGAACCUGAAUGCACCGAGAGAUAUGGAGAAGAUAAGGAACACACUAUUAGAGCAGCUUUCUAAACUAUCUCAUGCACCGAGUGUACCUUUUCAAACAACACCAUCCACCAUCCAAGCCCCUGAGGAGGCAGAAGAGGAUAUGGAUAAACGGCCAAAACCUCGCAUAUGGAAUGGUGAUGAUUAUGAGUCAGAUCCUGAAGAUGAUGAGAAAACUCUGUGCAGAUUCUCAAGUUCUGAUGCGAAACAGGCUACAACAGAUGCUGAAAUGAGGGAUGUACCGGAAGACUUGAAAGAAGUGCAAGCGGAAGAGCAGCCAACAUCUUGACACUGAGGGAACUUCUGAGCUUCUAGAUUUCAUUGUACUUCAUCCUUGUAUAAUUUAAACUUGAGAUCUUCAUUCAAAUCAGGCCGUUUUUUUGACAUUACUAGCAAGCAUUCUUUGAUCUUUUCGAAUGAGGCAUUAGAGUAGGAAUUUUUAGUCACUGAUGUCCCACCCUUAUGUUUGGCAGCAUGAUGUGUUAGAAUCAAAGAUACAAUGAAUACACAGACACAAGAGUAUCAAUAUAAGAUUAAUUAUCAAA
Molecule: messenger RNA, 1780 nt
Organism: Theobroma umbraticum
Lineage: Eukaryota; Viridiplantae; Streptophyta; Magnoliopsida; Malvales; Malvaceae
Gene: HDA6
Product: histone deacetylase 6
Biological process (GO): epigenetic regulation of gene expression
Cellular component (GO): nucleus
Molecular function (GO): histone deacetylase activity
Source: RefSeq, a predicted model, not a curated record